Molecule: messenger RNA, 1416 nt
Organism: Neoarthrinium moseri
Lineage: Eukaryota; Fungi; Ascomycota; Sordariomycetes; Amphisphaeriales; Apiosporaceae
Exons: 3
Coding region: 1-1416 (471 amino acids)
Biological process (GO): carbohydrate metabolic process; tricarboxylic acid cycle
Cellular component (GO): mitochondrial matrix
Molecular function (GO): 2-methylcitrate synthase activity
Source: RefSeq, a predicted model, not a curated record
AUGGUUCUUCAAUUGAGAGCGACGACAAAGGCAUUCGGGGCCCUGAGGCCCCGGGCCGCCCAAGCCGUCUCGUUGUCCGCAGCUCGAUGCUACUCCGCCUCCUCGGAACCCGACUUGAAGGAGACUCUGAAAGAGGUCAUUCCCGCAAAGCGCGAGCUGUUCAAGAAGGUCAAGGCAAAUGGCUCCAAGGUCAUCGGCGAGGUCAAGAUCGAGAACACCAUUGGUGGCAUGAGAGGACUCAAGGCCAUGGUCUGGGAAGGGUCUGUUCUCGACGCCAACGAGGGUAUCCGGUUCCAUGGGCGCACAAUCAAGGAUUGCCAAAAGGAACUCCCCAAGGGCAAGACCGGCACCGAGAUGUUGCCCGAGGCCAUGUUCUGGCUGUUGCUGACCGGAAAAGUCCCCUCUGUCACCCAGGUCCGCCAAUUCUCCAGAGAGCUCGCUGAACAAGCAUCCCUGCCCGACUUUGUCAACAAGAUGCUUGACAACUUUCCCAAGGACCUGCAUCCCAUGACCCAGUUCGCCAUUGCUGUUAGCGCUUUGAACUACACCUCCAAGUUCGCAAAGGCCUACGAGGGGGGCAUGAACAAGGCGGAUUACUGGGAGCCAACUUUCGAUGACUGCAUAAGUCUUUUGGCGAAGCUUCCAACUAUUGCGGCCAAGAUCUACCAGAACUCCUACCGUGGCGGCGGUGCUCUCCCGGCUGAUGUUGACAUCGACCAGGACUGGUCCUACAACUUCGCUGCUAUGCUGGGCAAAGGUGGCAAAGAGAACGAAAACUUCCAAGACCUUUUGAGAUUGUACCUGGCUCUUCACGGCGACCACGAAGGUGGCAAUGUUUCUGCCCAUGCUACACACCUAGUAGGCAGCGCUCUCAGCGAUCCCUUCCUGAGUUAUAGCGCAGGUCUUCAGGGCCUUGCUGGGCCGCUGCACGGACUCGCCGCCCAGGAAGUCCUCCGUUGGAUCAUCCAGAUGAAGGAGGCUAUCCCAGAUAACUACGGCGAGAAGGAAGUCCACGACUACCUUUGGUCGACUCUCAACUCUGGCCGGGUUGUUCCAGGCUACGGUCAUGCUGUUCUCCGAAAGCCCGACCCUCGAUUUGAGGCUCUUAUGGACUAUGCCGCCGCCCGUCCCGAGAUUGCACAGGAUCCCGUGUUUCGGUUGGUCAAGAUGAACAGCGAGAUCGCCCCAGAAGUGCUGAAGAAGCAUGGCAAGACCAAGAACCCUUACCCCAACGUUGAUUCCAGCUCUGGUGUCUUGUUCCAUCACUAUGGCUUCCACGAGACCUUGUACUACACCGCGACCUUCGGCGUGAGCAGAGGAUUGGGUCCUCUGGCUCAGCUCAUCUGGGAUCGCGCACUUGGUCUUCCCAUUGAGCGCCCCAAGAGCAUCAACUUGGAAGGUCUGCUCAAUGCUUAA